Molecule: messenger RNA, 6367 nt
Organism: Mercenaria mercenaria
Lineage: Eukaryota; Metazoa; Mollusca; Bivalvia; Venerida; Veneridae
Product: 3-oxoacyl-[acyl-carrier-protein] synthase, mitochondrial-like
Exons: 4
Coding region: 3172-4551 (459 amino acids)
Biological process (GO): fatty acid biosynthetic process
Molecular function (GO): 3-oxoacyl-[acyl-carrier-protein] synthase activity
Source: RefSeq, a predicted model, not a curated record
CAUUACUUGUGUAGUACAUGUGCAGUUAGUGAAAAUAUAUUGUACUAGAUUCGUACUCGUGUUAAUUCGUACUUUGUAAAUUGAUUUUUUUUCAGUUCAUUAUCUUAAAAGCAAUGAAUAUUUAUAAAUGUUAGUGAAACAUGAAUAAAAUGAUUGCAGUAUAUUAGUAUAAUGAGAAAAUGGUUGCAGUCUUGUACUGUGAUACAGCUCAUAAUUGUAGAUGUUAACCAAUCCCUUUGAAAAUAAAUUCUUCCACCAUUGGUGUGAAAGGAGAAAACCACAGCAGGCAUUUUUUAAAAAGAUAAAUGGUAAAGGUAAGCAUUAUAUGAUGUGCAUAUAAUCGACAUACAAUGUCACAUUAUGCAGGGAUAUAAAUUAACACUCAGACCCUAUUAGCCAUCUGGGCUCCUUACAGGCAAAUUCUAGGGGCCCAGCCUAAAAGUUAGGGGCCCAGCUAUUAUUAGCGGAAAGAUAUACUAACAGUGGUUUAGAUCGACAUACUUAAUAAGUCUUGUAAUUUGCUUCCUGCCAAAAUACAUCAAUUUCUUAAAUAUAAUUACAGAACACUCAUCAAACUCACACUGUAAAGGAAAGUUGUAAUCAACCAGUGCAUGACGUUCUAAAUAUAGGGCACAGCCUUUCAAACACAGAGACACACUUAAAGUUUGAAUGAUUUUUGCAGCACUAGAGGGUUUGGGUUGUUUAUGGGCAUUUUGAUAGAGGCUGCACGCUUAUGGACAUCUGAAUUCUAGUAUUUUGUUACAUUGUCGAGUUACAGGACUCGCAACCCGUCACGAAAUUAUUAAUUGUACAAAAAGUACAAACCAUGUUGAGGUCGGUGUUCUAUGCAGCCGCGGUCUGUUACCAGCCUAUUUUUCAUUAAAAGUCCUCAUUGGCCUUCAGGUCUUUUAAUAAUCCUGAUAAUAUUUCCUUUUGUCGCCGCGACCGGUUGUUCUAAGCUCUUUAACAACCUUCAAUAAACCUCUACUUUCUAGUGCUGUAUUUCUAUGGGCGCAGCCAUUAUUAGUGACGGAGUAAAUGAUCCGCGUAUUCCGAUUGGUCGUAGUAUAUAUCGGUAAAUUUAAUUGGUCGAUUUAAGUGACGUAGUGCAUAUUAAUAAGACAGUCUCGGGAAAACCCAGAAUAUUGACAUUAGGAGAAUCCAAAGCCAUUCGCCGGCUGGGCGACUAUUUUGGAAAAUUGACUCGACCAGCUUCAAAUCUGGUCGCACUGGGCGACUGGGCGAGUGUUAAUUUAUAUCCCUGUUAUGUGACGUACAAAGCCCUUGUGCAACAAACCAAGUAUCCGGUAACAGUUUUUUCCUUUAAAAAUUCUUAUUUUACCUUCUGGUACAACCUGUUAAAUAUUUGGUGACAAGCAAGGGAGUUACCAUUACCAUUUUAUAUGUCUUUGGUAUGAUCCAACUACCCCUGAGCUCCCAAACUCAAAGUGAACACUAUCAGAAAGCUAUUGAGGCAGUUACAAGUCCAGCUAAUAUGAUGUUUAAGAUGCGCAUUGUAAUUUUAAGAUGGUUAUUUCCCCUCGUGUUUUAGAGGGAUGGCAACUUUAAAAUAUCAGAAUCAUAAAUUAAGUCAUCCCAAAGGCUGAAGGAGUUAAUCUAUUUAGGCCGUAUCCAAACAUUGCAUCUGAAGACUGUACUUUUGAAGAGAAAAUGAUUUUCAAAACACUGUCCAAUGUCUCCAAAUAUUUCUCACAGUGGACAAAACCCAGAUUGUGCACUGUCAGACAGUGAGAAGAGCAGAUGCAGUGGUCUGGCAGUUACACUGUCUGGCUGCAAAACAUUGUUAAAGGAUUGUGAUCUCCUGCUCCUCCAACUAAAAAAUUACAGACAUUGGAAGUUCCAUGUAUGGGUGCAUUACACCUGGUACAGCUUCUGGAAUUGGAGCAUCCUGUAUUAUAAUUAGGGCUGGAUCAAUAUACCAGUAUAUCGAUAUGAAUUGAAUAUUCAUGUUUACACCAAUACGCGUAUCGGCUUUCUUAGUGUAUUGAUUUAUUCAGUGAUGCCCCUUUUAACACAAAAUAAAAUCAAACUUCUUCAUUUUUUAUCACUUUACAAUAAAAUAUUCAGAGAAAUUAAAAGAAAAGUACAAUUUUGUAACCUCGGGCCGCCAGUAUAUACCAAAACAGUCAUUGCGUAAACCACUUUUUGUUUUGACAAGCAUGACGUCUCAUGUAAACCAAGCACGUGAUUUAAGGAAAUCUCGCUUUUCACUGGCUUUUAUUUUUAUUCUCGCACUGACUGGAAAUUACCACAGGUGGCAGUAACGUAUGGGUCCAUGAGCCAUAUGCACUUAAAUUUAUUACAAUUAUAAUGUUUUCUUAGGAAAAAAAUGACAAAAAGCCAUUUUGAAAAAAAAUUUGCACCUCUGACAAUGAGCCUUGAGAAAGGUAAGUAAGAACAGUUUGACAUGUGCAUUGCUUCCAGGUCCGUAUUUUUUUUUUUCAAAAUAAUAUUUCCUUAUCAAUGAUUGGCAGUCUUUUGAGCAAAAGAAUAAUCUUUCAGAAAAACCUUACUUCAAAGCUCAGUUCCAAAACGUGUUAACGCAUCUCGAGCGAGCAAUGGCGUACGAAACGGUAGUGUUUUCUCUGUCCGAAUAAAUCCCACACAUUUUUCGCACCGAAGUCUCCCCCCUACGGUCAUGUUACCCGAAAUAAACAAUUAUUUUGGACCUGUCAUGUUGUAGCUUUGAAGUUAUAGGUCCCACUAGAUGUUGUAUUGAUCCUUCUUUAUUGGAAUACAUAUCGUAUCGAUUUUUUCCAUUCAAUACACAGCCCUAAUUAUAAUUAUAUAAUUUUGCACUUUCCUCCCUCUGUAAUUGCUAAAACAGUAUUCUGGAGGAGUCUCCCAUAUAAGUUGAUGGUGGUUGAACCCAGGUUCACAUGGUUACAUUUGACUAACUUUUAUUGUAGCAAAAGAAGUUCUAAAUGUAUAGAUCGCCAGAGGUCCCUCUACUUUGCAACUUCCACUUUUUACUUCAUUAAUUAAUUAAAAAAAACCUGUGUAUAUUAUUUCUAAACACCUACCUACUAAUUUUGGGGACAUUAACACUAUAUAAAGGAAUAGUGUCUUUUUAGGUCUGAGAGAUAUUAACAGAAUGUGUUUGCAAGAAUAGAGUUAUAUAUUUUCAGUGUAGUAUGACUGAAAUUUCUUAUGAGUAUUUACACUGUCACAAUGUCUGAAUUUGUUGUAUUUGAGUUUUCAGUUUUAGGAGUCAUGAAGAAUGUGUUACGAAAAUUUGGGACACAUGCUGCUGUAGGAAGACGUGUUGUGGUAACUGGACUUGGUAUGGUUACCUGCCUUGGAGUGGGGACAAAACAUGUAUGGGACAGACUCUUAAAUGGUGACUGUGGUAUUCAGAAGUUAACAGAUAAAGCAUUUGACCAAAUUCCUUGUAAAGUUGCUGGUGUUGUUCCAAGAGGAAAUAAUCCAGGGCAGCUAAAUCUUGAUGAGCACGUAUCUCCAGCAGAUCAAAGAGUGAUGUCCCUUGCUAGUACAUAUGCCCUUGUAGCAGCUGAUGAGGCAUUUAAUGAUGCAAAUUGGAGACCAAGCACUGUGGAAGAAAAACAACGCACUGGUGUGGCUAUAGGUAUGGGAAUGGUUGGAAUGCAGCAUAUUGCAAACGUUGGACAGAUAUUUAGAGAGAAGGGCUACCGGCAUGUCAGUCCUUACUUCAUUCCCAUGGUACUGGUCAACAUGGCUGCUGGACAUGUCAGUCUGCGAUACGGAUUACAGGGACCAAACCAUGCAGUUUCUACAGCAUGCACCACAGGACUACACGCUAUAGGUGAUGCAGCAAGAUUCAUACAGUAUGGUGAUGCAGACGUAAUGGUAGCCGGCGGAACGGAGGCUAGUAUCGACCCUCUCAGUAUUGCUGGAUUUGCUCGUAUGAGGGCCUUAAGUACCAAAUAUAACAGUACACCUGAACUUGCUUCAAGACCUUUUGAUAAAGACAGGGAUGGUUUUGUUAUGUCUGAAGGAGCAGGAGUAAUGAUUCUUGAGGAACUAUAUCAUGCGAAAAACAGGGGUGCAAACAUUUAUGCAGAAAUUCUGGGUUAUGGAUUAUCGGCUGAUGCACACCACAUAACUGCACCUAGUGAAGAUGGCACUGGGGCAUAUAAUUGUAUGAAAAAUGCUUUGAAACAUGCAGAUUUGGAACCGGAAAGUGUUGGGUAUGUUAAUGCUCAUGCAACAUCAACGCCUCUUGGAGACAAAGCUGAAAGUGGUGCAAUAUUUAAACUUUUUGGAAGACAUUGUGAUAAAUUGCUUAUUUCUUCAACUAAAGGUGCUACUGGACAUUUACUUGGAGCAGCUGGCAGUUUGGAAGCCAUGUUAACUGUUCUAGCUUGUCAAUCAGGGAAAGUUCCGCCCACAGUGAAUCUUAACCAGUCAGAUACUGGGUUUGAUUUAAACUAUGUAUUUAAGAAAUUUUCUAAUUGGCCAGAUAAGAAAAGAAUAGGAUUAAGUAAUUCAUUUGGAUUUGGUGGUACAAACGCUAGUAUUUGUUUUAGUAAUUCUGUUGGAGAUUUGUGAUGAUACUAUGUUUACUUUACUUUAAGUUUGAGUAUUUUGUAUGAAAUAUUUAUUGCAUAAUCAACAUUACACAACAGUCUUAUUAGCCAGUCAUGUUUGAAUUCAAGCAUGGUAAUGUAAAUUAUCUCUUAAUGCUUGGGCAGUCUGUGAUACCAUUUGAUUUCAAGGGCAUAAACUUUUGUGGUUAUGGCAAAGAUGACUAUUUUAUAGGGACUGAACCUGUAGAUUUCAAAUUCAAACGAUACAUUAAUUAGGAUUUUUGUUUGUUCACUGGGAUUAAAUUUCAGGGAUUGACACAACCUAACAACCUAAAUUCCAUGAAAAUUAAUCCAUUCUGAAUAUGAACGAUUUCACCAUGUUCACAGUACAUGUUGAUGCCAAUGCUGUUACAUAAGAUUAAUCAACAGUGAUGUUCUGAUUAAUCAUGGUCAACAAAAUCAUGAAUAAAAGGUUCAUGACAUGAUCAUUGGCACUUCAUUGUUGACAAAUUUUGGUGCCGUAAUAGUGUAUGCCGUGGAAGAAAGCUAAAUCUAGUGUCAUAUAACUGGUUGGUUUGGAAGCUGGUCAUUUACUUUGUUCCUGAAUUGUUCCUGAACAUCAUGCUUAAAAUUGGCAAAUAAUUUUUUUUCAUUGGUCUAAGCAAUAGUUUUGGUCAGAGUUCCGCUCUUUUGAUAUACAGUCGAAUAUUGUUACCUCGAUAUCGGUUAGCUUGAUACUCUGGUUAGCACGAUGUGUUUUAGUCAGUCCCGAUUUUUCUCUAUAUUUUAAUGUUAUUAUUUAUCAUUACCUUGAUAUGAUUAGAAUGAUAUUUUGUUUAGCUCGAUGAGAUUUUUCAGUCCCUUCAACUUACCUGUACUGUUUUUACACCUGGUUUCGUCGAUAUCACAGCUUGUCAAAAAAUAUCCAUGUUUUUUGUAAGGUGUGGAAAUCAACCUAUUGUUGUCCGACGAUGUAUUAAUUAUAGUUAGGAUAGUUUGUGUGUUUAUUUUGUUUGUUAAUUAAUCUUAAAUCCAAUUUAAAUGUCAGCAAGUUUGCAUUUAAUUCCCAGUUAUUAGUCUUUUAAAACUGUGUGCAAGCGGGCAAGCUGUUUUUCCAAUGUAACAAUUAAUUUGGACGAACUGUUUUCUGUCUGACGGGGUAAAAAUCUGCCAUUUAGGAUUGAGUAACAAUAUAGGUAUUUAACUGGAAAAUUGUUGUUAUCGAAGCACAGUCAAAAUAACAACUCAACAAGGAACAUUAUACCGCUGCAUUCAGACUUGUUUAGGGAAGGAUCCGGUAACCAACCCGGGGGGAUACCUAGCAGCUCUACCCACCAUGUUGUCAGUGGGGUAGGACCUGGUAACCAACCGAAUUUAGAUGUUUUAUUUGUCAAUAAAAUUAAGAUCGUAUUUUUGUUUUAUAUUAUUUCUUUCCCCUUCAAAACCUACUGAAAGCAGCAUGAGAUGUAAUGACAAUAUAGACCUCCUACACAGACAUAAAAUGUAGUCUCAGAUAGUCGAUAUCGUUACGUCGAACUUCGGAUACGUCGAUGCAAUUUUUGCAGUCCCUUGAAUAUCGAGGUAACGGUAUUUGACUGUAUUUGAAUUUCAUCAUGAUUAAUCUGUGAUCAGGCAGGUUUUGUAUUGAUUGAUUUACAUAUGUAUGUGGAAAUUUGUAAUGAUUUUAAACAUACUAUGCAGUUCAGUAGACAUAACCUCAUUUUAGCAUUAAUUAGACACCUGUCUCGGUAUGCUGCCAGUCUUAGUUGCAAUUGUAUUUUGAGGUGUGUUCAGUAUGUUAUGUUAUUGAAAUUGAAUUAAAUUUGUUAAUAUUUAUA